Messenger RNA from Passer domesticus (house sparrow), 2340 nucleotides. It is a transcript of the gene F10, whose product is annotated as coagulation factor X. Gene Ontology annotation, cellular component: extracellular region. The record is from RefSeq and is a predicted model, not a curated record. Gene Ontology annotation, biological process: blood coagulation; positive regulation of leukocyte chemotaxis; proteolysis. Lineage: Eukaryota; Metazoa; Chordata; Aves; Passeriformes; Passeridae. The transcript has 8 exons. Gene Ontology annotation, molecular function: serine-type endopeptidase activity; calcium ion binding. The coding region runs from base 114 to 1541 and encodes 475 amino acids.
CCGAGGGGGUGAAGACUUCGCCUCCCGUUCCUCCCGUCCGUGCCGUCCCUCCCGUCCCUCCCGUCCGGUCCGUGCCGCCGGCGCGGCCCCGGGAGCGGCCCGGCGGCGCCGCCAUGGCCGGGCCCGUGCUGCUGCUGCUGCUGCUGCUCUGCGCCGCGCUGCCCGCCGGCCUCCGCGCUCAGGGAGGCGUAUUCAUCAAGAAAGAAAAUGCCGACAAGUUCUUGGAAAGAACAAAACGUGCUAACUCUUUCUUAGAGGAAUUGAAGAAAGGGAAUAUUGAAAGAGAAUGCAAUGAGGAGCGCUGCUCAAAAGAAGAAGCAAGAGAAGCUUUUGAAGACCAGGAGAAAACUGAGGAAUUCUGGAACAUCUAUGUAGAUGGGAACCAGUGCAGUUCAAAUCCUUGUCACUAUGGUGGCCACUGUAAAGAUGGACUUGGUUCCUACACUUGCACGUGCUUGGAUGGUUAUCAAGGCAAGAACUGUGAAUUUGUCAUACCAAAGUUCUGCAGAAUAAACAACGGGGACUGUGAGCAGUUCUGCAGCGUCCGAAGAGAUGGGCGGAAGGAUGUGCUGUGUUCCUGUGCAGAUGGGUACCUUCUAGCAGAGGAUGGCAAGCACUGUGUUGCAACAGUAAAAUACCCUUGUGGAAAAAUUUCUGUGGUGAGGAAAAAAAGGUCUGUUCUUUCACCCACUGACCAUAGCAGUAGAAUGAGUGAUCAAGAAGACCCUGCAGCAAAUGAAACGAGCACAGAGGAGUACUUUGCAAUUACCACAGAAAGCCCAACGCCUGCACCUGACAACAGAACCAGCAGCAAGACUCCGUAUGUCGACACCAGGAUAGUUGGUGGGGAUGAGUGUCUUCCUGGCCAGUGCCCAUGGCAGGCUGUUCUGUUAAACGAGGAAGGAGAAGAGUUUUGUGGUGGAACUAUUCUGAAUGAAAAUUUCAUACUUACUGCAGCUCAUUGCAUAAACCAAUCCAAAGAAAUCAAUGUUGUUGUUGGUGAAGUGGACAGAGAGAAGAAAGAGCCGUCUGAAUCAAUGCACACUGUGGACAAAAUAUUUGUUCACUCCAAAUUUAUUGUUGAGACAUACGAUAAUGACAUUGCUUUAUUAAAGCUGAAGGAACCAAUCAGGUUUUCAGAGUACGUCAUCGCAGCAUGUCUCCCCAAAGCUGACUUUGCUAAUGAAGUUCUGAUGAGCCAGAAAUCUGGGAGGGUUAGCGGCUUUGGGCGGGAAUUUGAAGGUGGGCGAACAUCCAAAAAACUGAAGGUCCUCGAAGUCCCCUAUGUUAAUAGGAACACUUGCAAACAAUCCACUAACUUAGCCAUAACUGAGAACAUGUUCUGUGCUGGUUAUGACACAGAGCAAAAGGAUGCUUGCCAAGGAGAUAGUGGUGGCCCCCAUGUGACCAGAUAUAAGGAUACUUAUUUUGUUACUGGAAUUGUUAGCUGGGGCGAAGGAUGUGCAAGGAAAGGCAAAUAUGGUGUCUAUACCAAACUGUCCCGGUUCUUGCGCUGGGUAACUAAAAUCAUGGAUAUGUAGUGGUGUGCUGUGUCCCUUGAUCCUCCGUGUUAGCUGCCAAGGUACAGGAUUUGAAAUGGAAACUUUCUUUUCCUGCGCAUCUGCUAAGUUGGUUUUGACAUCUGACUCCUUAAAAUUAUGAUCUGCUUCCACUGGUAUUAUUCCUGGCUUUAAAGCACCCCUCUGUGGACUUUGAAGGUCUUUGGAAUUGGUUGAAUGAGGGAAUUUCCUCAAGCAAAAAGGCUGCUGAGUGGGGUCUUUGGCUUCUUUUAAUUAUUGAUCAAUGGCCAUUUGGUUGCUGUGUGUUGUCACGAGUGCUCCAACCAGAGGCUCCUAAACAUGUUCUGAACAGUCAUUAGUCACGAUGAAGGCAGGAAGGAUGGGAGUCACUUGAUCUUCAUAUUGCAGCCAUCUGGCUCAGCAGGGAGUUUGUCCAUACUGGAGUUGUUUAGCUUCUACCUUCAGAUGUGUUCAGAAGAUUAAGGGAGCAGGAGAUCUUGGAUGGAGAAGCUAACACAAUUAAUUAUCAAUAUGUGAUGCUAAAUAAUGGCAUAUUCCAUAAAAUGGCCUGCUCAGCUCACAGCAACUCGUUAAAUAGGGGUUUUGUUUUAUAAGAAUUGUACGUUAUUCUAGUUUAAUUUGUACACUCUGCUCAUCAAAAAAAAAAAAAAAAUACGUGCACAUUCGCUGUUUUCUGUAUCUUGUUCUGGAUUGUGUAUGGCUGAGGAUUGGAAAACUGCUUGUAUUGUUCUAGAUGUUUCUGUUAGGUGCUAUAUUGAUAUGCACCAGCAUCUGAAAUAAAACUUUUUCUUUUUUUGUU